Lithohypha guttulata is the source of this 1872-nucleotide messenger RNA. RefSeq lists its product as uncharacterized. The coding region runs from base 1 to 1872 and encodes 623 amino acids. The record is from RefSeq and is a predicted model, not a curated record. NCBI's taxonomy places the organism in Eukaryota, Fungi, Ascomycota, Eurotiomycetes, Chaetothyriales, Trichomeriaceae. The transcript has a single exon.
AUGGCUUCUGGAUCGAGUGCCCCUGUAAGCAUAGGUAAGCGACGAAGAGAAGUAGACGAGGCAGCUGCGACACCAAACAAAAGGAGAUUGAUCAGCGACGAGAAGCAACAGGAAGAAAAGCCAACUCUUGAAGAUAAAGCGGUCAAAACCGGAGCUCGUAAGAGCAGAACAAGCUUACAGCAAACAAAGGGGACGCAAGUUACGCCCAACGAAAACCAGCGACAUGGGAACACUGGUAACCAACACGAGUCGUCUCAUGCCUCACCUGUCGAAGCUCCAGAACAUCGUCAAAAGCCUAGAGCUAAGAAGAUAUUGAAGCGUUUCAAGCAAAUAAAAACACAGACAGCUAGUCCUUUCCAAGGACAAGGGGAAGUCAUGCUUAAGAAGCCAACAGGAGCUAUUCUGACGUCUAAUAAUACACCAGCGAAGACUGAGCGUGGUAAGAGACGCAGAUCUUUGGCCAGACUGCAACGUACCAACAUAUGGGAUCUACCGAAGACUUCUGCGCCGCCCAAUGAGGAUCUACCUGACGAUGAGCUCGUAGAAGAAGCUGACGAGCGUUCACACUCCCCAGAGCAGGAGCUAGAAGAUGUCGAUUCUGGUGGUGAAGGAUAUCAAGACAUCGCUGAUGAAGAGACCGAAGACACCGGAACGGACGAAGAACACGAAAGUACAGUACCUAAGGCCUCCCAAAAACCAAAAGGCCGUCCACUUCUGACUGAGGAGGAGAAGAGAGCAAAGAAGAAAGCAAUAGCCAAACAGCAACAAGAAAACCUGGAGGAGACUGAAGCAGCACGGCUCAUUGAACUAGGAAAGCACUGUGAGAGGUUUAUGCGCGGCAUUGGAGACAGUGUCUGGCACCUUGGUGGUCAAGAUUGCUGGUCCAAAAUGGGCGGCGCAGCAAACAUGAUCACUUCCAUGGUCGCACCAAACAAAGACAUGGGCACCGAAAGGAGUCGUGCGGUGUGGGAACAUCUCGAGGAGUUGUCCCGGAUCUUCCUGGGAAAAGAGGGUGUUGAACCGACCACGAUCGAUAAUAUUCUGCAACGGCUCGACAAGAGCACUACAAGAUCGACACUAAUGGAGGUACAGCCGAGUGCACCAGGCGACCGUACCGUAGUUGAUACGUUCGAGUACUUGAUCCCGCGUUCUGUGCAGGUGCUUAAGCACGCACUUCGGGGAUCUUUACAGCUUCACAGCAAGAGGUCGUUGAAACAACUCCAAUCUCUUGUCGACAUAUCCCGCAGGCUCUGCAAUACUGCACGAGGAUGGAGGCCAAAGCCGAGCACGUUGGAGGGCGGUAUUCGCAGACAUGUUCGAAACGACAUUCAGCCAAACCUUAGAAAGAUUUCGCAUUUUGUCAACAAUCACUUGAGGGUUCUGGCAGAUGCAGCACUUCGAAAGCAGGAAUUGCGCCAACUGGAGAAAGAGCAAUUACGAGCAAAGGCGGAAAUGAGGCGAUUGAAGGAGGAGAUUCGAAUGAGGAUGGUGUCCCAGCAUGUGACAUCUAAUUCCCAUUCACGUAGUGCACAUAUGGACGCUGAAGAUAUAGACGAGAUUUUGGAUGAUGAGCCGUCUGAACCGAUACCUCAGAGCACAACGAUGCCUCAAGGCCAAGCUAGUCAAGGAACAUUUGUUCACAAUAGCGAGCAAUGGACGGAGGAGGAAGAAAAAGCUCUUCUAGGUGGCUUACAGACAUUUCAAGCUGGCGACCGAUAUGUUCGCAUUCGGAGCAUGUGCCCCACGCUCUCGUCGAAGAGUAUAGAUCAAUGCAAAGCUCGGGCACAAUAUUAUAGGAGAAUGUGCAGGGCUAAGCUGGAACAGCACGCUGCUGAUGGUGACCACAGGUUUGACUGGCUUGAACUUGUGUAA